Molecule: messenger RNA, 1020 nt
Organism: Lethenteron reissneri (Far Eastern brook lamprey)
Lineage: Eukaryota; Metazoa; Chordata; Hyperoartia; Petromyzontiformes; Petromyzontidae
Product: olfactory receptor 1P1-like
Biological process (GO): detection of chemical stimulus involved in sensory perception of smell; G protein-coupled receptor signaling pathway
Cellular component (GO): membrane
Molecular function (GO): G protein-coupled receptor activity; odorant binding; olfactory receptor activity
Source: RefSeq, a predicted model, not a curated record
AUGGAACUCGACGACUCGUUCAUAAUGCUCGGAACAUUCGAGGCUCCGAUGGCGUGCGGAUGUUUCGCGUUCAGCCUCACCCUGCUGCUGCUCGUCGUGACCGUGACGGCGAACCUGCUGGUGCUCGCGAUCGUGGCGGCGCGCACGCAGCUCCACGUGCCCAUGUACGUGUUCAUGUGCAACCUGUUGGCGGCCGACAUCGUGGGCGGCGCGGUGAGUUUCCCCCAGCAGCUGUACGUCUUUCUGACGGGCGACCUGCGGAUCUCGCGCGCGUCCUGCAUCGCGCAGAUGUUUUGGAUCAACGUGUUCGUCGAUUUGGAGAGCCUCACGCUGGCCGCCAUGUCCUUGGACCGCUACAUGGCCAUCUGUCACCCGCUGCGCUACCACGCCGUCGUGACGGGCAGACGGGCAUUGCUCGCGGUGGUGACGACUUGGUUCAUCACGGUGGCCGUCCUCGUACCGCAAACCCUCCUUGUCUCUCGGUUGAAACUGCGAGCCACCGAUAGGGAGAUACAGGGCAGUUUAUGCGAUUUUUCAGGAUACAUUCGCCUGUCCGUCAGCGACACAAAGGUUCAGGAAAUUUUCGCAUCGAGCGCAUUGUUUGUGUUCAUCGCUUUGCCGCUGUGUGUUAUCGCCUACACGUAUUUUAGAAUCAUUCGUGCGUGCAAGCGGACAGGGCAGAGCGAGUUCAAGAGAAAGGCCGUGCACACGCUGCUCACCCACUUCCUGAUGCUCGCGAUGUUUUUCGUCGCGUGUUUCGUAUCGACCAUGGUGCCACGUCUGGUCAAGGACUAUCAAUACUCGCAGAUCAAAAACCUGCGCUGCGGUGUUCAGUUGGUUACCUUCAUCAUCCCCAUCGCUAACGUCAGCAUUUACUUCGUCAGGAACAAGAAGCUAAGGAGAGAGAUGGUGAAAUGCUUUAAGCAGAUUAAUCCCAGAGGAGUCGGUCGUUCGAGGUCGCACAAGGUGUGCAACAUAUCGCCCGGUAAACAAUCUCCUCACGGGGAGAUUGUUCCAUAA